This is a messenger RNA of Somion occarium, 1868 nucleotides long. Lineage: Eukaryota; Fungi; Basidiomycota; Agaricomycetes; Polyporales; Cerrenaceae. The record is from the annotation of a GenBank genome assembly.
GCCCUCCGCACGUCGUUCUACACGUUCAACUUGCACUCUCUUCACCAUCUCCAGCGUUCGCGACAUCCUCGCCUCGCUGCCCUCUAUUCUUGCUUCAAAAAUCCUCGCUGCUUACCUGGGGAGUGUGUGUAAGAUACCCAACUGUAACGACAACUCCCUGUAGCCUGUUUCAAUCAUGCCGCCUCGAGGAAGCGAAGGCCUUGACUUUACACCGAUACUCACCCACUACUUGUUCCUUUUCACCACCAUUCUUGCUGUGAUUGGAUGGUUUGUUGCUUUUAUUGGCCAAGCCAUAGCAACUGCAAAUGGUAAGUUCGCACCAUAUAUUUCCUACUCCAACUCAAUCUCUUUCAUUUACAGGUCAUCGGUCUGACGUUGGCGUACUAUGGUUCGCCAUCUUCCUACAACUCUUCCUCAUCCUCGGUGUUCUGCACACGCUUGCGACCGAUUCAAUAGCCAUGCACCGCUUUCAAAUUUCUGUAUUCGGCGCUGUCGCUAUCGUCUUCGCUGUUACUGGUGUUAACAACGGCAUUUUCACUGGAGUUCCAUCCCUCGAUGCAAUGGCAGCAGGCUGGCUUAUCCUAGCCAUCGUCGAUAUCCUCUGGACACUCUACUUCACUUCGGAGGAAGAUUCCCUGAUGCUACAUGUAUUCAAUUCCCUGGGUACAGGCGGGCUCACCCCUCCUUCAAGACGUCGCAGGACACGACCAAUGUCCGUACACAACAUGGGAGCAGCUAACGGGUACAAUGCAAGUUACUCAGCACCGCCAGGAAGCGGUAUGGGCCCAGUAGGCUACGACAGCAAGUUGGGUGGUAGCUUCACCGGACCGAUACGAAGUGACGCUGGAAGCUUUAAGCAAGCUGAUCGAAGCAUGGAGGCACGAAGCAUCGGGGCGGGCAGUAUCAACAAUAUGCAAACUGGUGCUGGAGGCGGGGGAGGAGCAGGCUCCAUCUCAGGUGGUAUCGAUAACAGUGCUGGUAUAAAUUCACCCUUGAUGGGUAGUGGUGCAGCUGGUGUAGGAGCUGGUGGUGGGCCUGGGCCGACUCCUGCGGGUGGACAGACGAGUCCAGUCGCGUCGCCUACUGUAGCUGGGGACAUCGCUGGUGGAUCUGACGGGUAUAUUUACCGAGCGAAAGCGAUGUAUGCAUAUAAUGCAUCAGAAGAUGAUCCAAAUGAGAUUUCAUUUGCGAAGGGCGAGAUCAUGGAAAUCCUCGACAAGCAAGGAAAGUGGUGGCAAGCUAAGAAGGCUGAUGGUACAGUUGGAAGUACGUCCCCUUCUCUCUCCCAUGUCUUACUCGUCCCUCAUCAUCCCCCACUCACUGUUCCCCUUAUUUACAGUUGCGCCAUCAAAUUACCUACAAAUUAUUUGAAAGACUGGACUGCUUUCUUUUCUUCUCCAUGCACACAUCCUCUGUGGAUGGACUUUUUCUAACUCCUUUUACGAUCGACGAUGAACGUAUGCUCUGUUCAUUACUGUUUACUACUACUGUCCCGAUUUUGUUUUCAAACGUGUCACCAUAUCAUCAUAAUGUUCGUAGUAAACUAGGUUCUCAUUCUUUUAUGACAGAAAUGCUACUACGCACAUAUGGUCUUUUUACCUCUCCCUAUCCUUAUUAUUUUCCUUGUGUUGUCUUCCCGAAUGUUUUCCCAGACGCUUUUUGCUUUUCAUAGUGUUAGUUGCAUCGUUGGGUAUUCAAACAUCUCCAAUCCACAGCUCAUGAAAUCAAAAGACAGAUGGCAUACUCGUACGUUCUCAGUCGCAAGAAGGCUGGUUGCAAAGUCAAGGUCAAGUCCUGAAUGCAUUAGAUAUUGUAUAAUUGCUGUAUACUGUUGCUACAAAUGUGACUUGAUGACUAUUAGAAAACAC